AAGUACCUAUAAAUAAUUCGAAUUUGAAAGGCUGGUUUUAUUUGGUAACAUUACUCGAUCUCAGACGUACACAAAGUAAAGCCGAAACAAUAUGAGCAACAUAGUCAUUCCGAGUGUUCUACUUUUGUGGUUAAUAAACUUCAGUUUAGUUAUAUGUACGAGUCGGCCGAUAAUUGGAGUACUAGCUCAAGAAUUCUCUGUAGAUGAUGUACUGUAUAAAGAAACAAAAGCUAAUUCGUACAUAGCAGCGUCUUAUGUCAAGGCGAUCGAAAGCUCAGGAGCCAGAGUUGUGCCGAUACUGAUUAACCAAGAUGAUUUUUAUUACAAAUGGAUUAUGAAUUCAAUAAACGGAGUUGUGAUCCCAGGAGGAAAAGCGGCUUUAAAACCAGGGUACCCAUAUUACGAUGCUUCCACCAUUAUUUACAAAUUGGCCAAAAUGAUGAAUGAUAAAGGAAUAUACUUCCCAGUAUACUCGGUGUGUUUGGGAUUCGAGGCAAUGCUGACAAUUUACAACAAUCAUAAAUUACUGCAAAUUCGAUGCGACAUAACCCACGAAAACUACCCCCUUCAAUUUGCUCGGAAAUAUUCCAGCAGUUUGCUAUUUUCAAACAUUCCUCAAGAUGUUUAUUUACACCUCAAGUACCUGCCAUCCACUCAUAAUAAUCACGAAUGGUGUACAACUUUACGUAAUUACACGAGGACAAAUUUACCCAAAGAAUGGAGUAUAACUACGAUGAGUACAAGUUCGAGGGGUCUGAAAUUCAUUGCCAGCAUCGAACACAAAAAGUAUCCGUUUAUUGGAACUCAAUUUCAUCCUGAAAAGGUAUCCUUUGAAUGGGGAUGGGGCGAAGAGUUAAACGUACCUCAUCAUGCUGCUGCCCUUCGAGCUAAUCGUCAUUUUUACGAUGUAUUCGUCAAGUUGUGCAAGUUGAAUAAUAAUAAAUUUAAAACUGAGCACGAAGAGAAGGCUGCUCUUAUUUAUAAUUAUAAACCAGUGUAUCCUAAUAUUAAACCGCUUUUCUUUGCUCAGAUCUAUGUAUUUUAAUAACAAUAAAAUCGAUUUUUUUGCACUUAA
Molecule: messenger RNA, 1075 nt
Organism: Planococcus citri (citrus mealybug)
Lineage: Eukaryota; Metazoa; Arthropoda; Insecta; Hemiptera; Pseudococcidae
Product: gamma-glutamyl hydrolase-like
Exons: 5
Coding region: 92-1045 (317 amino acids)
Biological process (GO): tetrahydrofolylpolyglutamate metabolic process
Cellular component (GO): vacuole
Molecular function (GO): gamma-glutamyl-peptidase activity
Source: RefSeq, a predicted model, not a curated record